AUGUCGUUCCAAACCGCGCUGACGGACGACGCGUCGUGGAAGCUGGAGAUCAUGGAGACGCCCGGGAUGUUCCAGAUCAUCGACGUGCACCAGUCGUGGACCGGCCCGUGCAAGGCGAUCCAGAGCACGUUCAAGAAGAUCUUCUUCGAGCACGGGGACAAACCGAUCAAGUUUUUCACCGCGGACGCGUCGAAGAUCGAUGCGGCGAAGGACUACGUCGGAUCGUGCGAGCCCGUGUUUUUGUUCUACAAGGACGGAAAGAAGAAGGAAGUGAGGGGCGUGGACGCGCCGACCAUCGUGAAGAUGAUCUACGACGGUCUGGGCGUCGACCCGAACGCGGCGGCGGCGGAGUGA
Messenger RNA from Micromonas pusilla CCMP1545, 354 nucleotides. RefSeq names its product flagellar outer dynein arm light chain 6 (gene ODA-LC6.1). The transcript is spliced from 2 exons. The record is from RefSeq and is a predicted model, not a curated record. NCBI's taxonomy places the organism in Eukaryota, Viridiplantae, Chlorophyta, Mamiellophyceae, Mamiellales, Mamiellaceae. The coding region runs from base 1 to 354 and encodes 117 amino acids.